UGAAAGGAAAAAACUGAACAGGAAGUGAUGCCUUUUUAAAGAGACCUUCCUUUUUUUUCCCCUCUGAAGUGGAGAGGACAGCCAUCGCUGGGAGAGAAAAUGAGCUGCUGUUUGAGGGAACAGACCUUGAUUCUGGCUCGGGAUUACAUCGACCUCUGCCUGGGGACGACCCGCCAGUCUCCCAGCCCAAACGCCGAAGCGAUGCGCAGUCUGGCCAAGGAGAUGGAGAAGCAGUACCAGUCCAAAUUUAACUCCCUCCUGCACAGUUUCAUCGCGACGUGCGGACCCGACCCCAGCGUUAACUUGAAGAAGGUCAUGGAGGAACUGGUCGGAGACGGGAUUUUAAACUGGGGGAGGGUGGUUUCUCUCUUCACCUUCACAGGACUGCUGGCACGCCAGCUGUACGCCGAAGGAGCGAGUAUUGACUGUUUUAAGAGACUGGCCGAAACAAUUGCUGACUACCUCGGAGGUGAAAAACGAGAAUGGCUGAUACAGAAUGAAGGAUGGGAGGGCUUCUGCAAAUUUUUCCAAACUGCCAAGGAAGUGAACCAGGAAUCAACCAUGAAGACUGCACUGUUUGCAGCUGCCGGUGUUGGCAUCGCUGGGAUAACUUUUCUCCUCGUGCGUUAGACUAGAUCAGCCUGUGUACUUUUUUUUUAAAUCGUUUUAGACGAGAGCAUUAACGCAUUGAGAGAAAAGGGGGAAACAUGCGUAGUGAAACAUUCAGUGUUCCAGCAUGAUGCAAACGUACACAGUACGCAGAGUCUUUGUGUAGGUGAUGGAUAACAUUUUAGAUCACUAGUUAUAGUCAUCAUUUGGAAUUUUAAAAUUCCUUAAUUGAUCUUUGCACAAAUAACUAAAGUUAUAGUUAAUCUCUUGGCAACAUUAUUUUUGAUUUUUUUUUCUCCUCUUGAACCUUUUGUUUUUACCUCUUUUUCAGAGCACAUUUUUCUUUGUUUCUUGCAAUAUAGACACUCGUCUGGUCUGUAUCCAGCACCUACAAAUGAUUGUCCUGAAAAAAAGUAAUUUCCCCUUUGUCCAUUUUAUAUAUGAAUUGCUUUCUGAAGUUAUAAACAAAUGGUGCACGUUUUCUAACUGUAGUGCACUGUGAAUGGAUAACCAUUCAUAUGAUUACACUUGUUUUUAAGUGGCUUAAAAAGUGUGUCUUUUAUUUAAAAUAUAUUUAUAUUAAAAUACAAAUAAGCUCA
Lepisosteus oculatus (spotted gar) is the source of this 1208-nucleotide messenger RNA. It is a transcript of the gene bcl2l10, whose product is annotated as BCL2 like 10. Gene Ontology annotation, cellular component: mitochondrial outer membrane. Gene Ontology annotation, biological process: intrinsic apoptotic signaling pathway in response to DNA damage; extrinsic apoptotic signaling pathway in absence of ligand; regulation of apoptotic process. Gene Ontology annotation, molecular function: protein homodimerization activity; protein heterodimerization activity. NCBI's taxonomy places the organism in Eukaryota, Metazoa, Chordata, Actinopteri, Semionotiformes, Lepisosteidae. The record is from RefSeq and is a predicted model, not a curated record.